AUGAAAAAAAAUAGUAUGAUGUUGUAACAUAUUUAUAUUUCUUUAUAAAAUUUAUUAGUGUAUUUAUUUUAAAUUAGUACCAACAUGUUAGAAGAUGACGAUGUUGAGAUUAUACAUUCUACUAACACCAUCGACAAUCAAUAUGAACAAUAUUAGAACCCUUAGUUCAUACAGAACUUGAAAAUGCAAAAUCAAAAACUCUUAUCAAGUAACAAGUCACUUGAAAGUGAAGCGUAAUAAUACAAAGGCUUAUUGGAAUAAACCAUUGAAACACUUAGACAAUCUUAAAAAGAUGAAAACAUCUUAAAACUCUAACUGUCUCAAAGACAAGGUAUUAUACAACUCCAUUAAACGAAUUCUAAUGAACCACAAAAUGCUGCUGAUAUUGCCCCUUUAAUAAAACUCAAAGAUAGCAAUUCCAAUAAAGACUCUUUGGGUAACAAAUAUACUAAUGUAUCCUCUAAUUAUGGCUAUAUGAAUUCCUCUUUAGGUUCGCCACACACAGAUCCCUAUGAAAUGUUUAUUUCCUAAGCGCAAAUCCUUCAUCAAAGCAUAAAAAAAGUUUAGGCCCUUUUUAAACAAAGUGAAUCAACAACAUCACAUGAACUAUCGAAGCUUAUUUAGGAAUUUGAAGAGAAUGUUAAUUAGUUUGCAGCAAUCAACGAUCAAUUCAUGUUUGAGAUCCAUAGAACCAUUGUGGAUUAGAAUGAAUAAAAAAAAGAACUAGAUGAAUAAUCCAUAUCUUCUGACAACUUACACUCAUAACAAGGAUAAUAUUCUUAAAUCUUUAAGGAAGAUUUGGAUACCAGCCAAUUUGAGAAUGAAGUUCAAAUUAAAUAGUAAUUCGAAUACUUCGAACUUUCCUUGGCCAAGGUUACAGAAGAGGAGAAGAAACAGUGGAAAGAAUAAUUACUAUAAUUAAUUAAUACACUUUGAAUAUAUAUAUAUAUUUUUAAGAGUGAAAAGUAUGAACUAGACUAUUUUGGUAUCAUUUA
This is a messenger RNA of Paramecium tetraurelia, 995 nucleotides long. RefSeq lists its product as uncharacterized. The transcript has 6 exons. Lineage: Eukaryota; Ciliophora; Oligohymenophorea; Peniculida; Parameciidae. The record is from RefSeq and is a predicted model, not a curated record.